Messenger RNA from Cuscuta europaea, 1345 nucleotides. The record is from the annotation of a GenBank genome assembly. NCBI's taxonomy places the organism in Eukaryota, Viridiplantae, Streptophyta, Magnoliopsida, Solanales, Convolvulaceae.
ACAAGACAUGCAUGAAGGACAUUCAAGAGGGAUCACCAUUCCUAUUUCCGCACAAAAUGAGUGUGCCGGUUGUCUCCUCCAUAAUUGGAGAUAUACUCGUCCAAAUGGGGUGGUUGAGGUGUCCCUGUAUAUCCCUUGAAGCCUACUAUAUAUCAUUAUUGCUGCAGUUCUGGAGAAGAAAAGAGAGAGAGAUGAAUGAAAAACAAGGUAGAGUGAACUGUCGCAUAUAAACUUGAACAGUUGGAGUGUUAUUGUUGUUUGCUUCAUAUCUUGAGCUACACUCGUCCGAAUAAUGAGUGUGAGGUGUCUACAGAAAGCUCUAAAAAUAAGGAAUCCUUGAAGGUGUGGUUUGCAUCAAACGGAGUAUUGGAAGGCUUCCAAAUCAUCGAAGGAAGAAGCUACCUCGCAGAAACGGAUUUGUUCCUUUAAACUAAACGUGCUGGUACGCACAAGGGAGAGGGAGGAAGUCUCCUUUGAGACAAAAACCCAUGCUAGGGUCCUAUCCCACACAAAUCAUUGUGUUGGUUGAAAAGGACCUCUCCCCUACCCUCUCUUCAAUCCAUUCGGCCAGCACAAGGGAGAUAAGGUCCAGGGAAAAGGCUCUCAAAGUUCUGGAGCUGAAGAAACCAAGAGGAGAGAAGGAUCCAAGAAGAAAAGCUAGAAGAAGAGGGAGGGUUGGCCAAUCGAUAAGGUUCGAAACCGCCGGAAACCGCCACUUCAAAGGAACUAGUCGUAGUUGCAGACCACGAAAGCCGCCCGGCUUUCGUGAAAUCCGCCCGGAUUUUGCCCAGCAGUUCAGUUUUACACCUCCAAUCGGCCUAGAACAGGGAUUGAUCGAGGGGCUUGGCAAAGGCAACUAUUUCAGCACUUCAUAAGUUUCAGGUAGGACUUGAAGGUUGCUACUGGUGCCCGUUGCUCGGGAUAUUCAGAGGAGAAGACGUGUAUGGAUGAGUUGGGCUGCUGUUGACUAUUCGUACUGUACGGCGGGUUGUUGACGUGUCCGGCUAGGUCCGGAGCGUGACAAAAGCCGUCAGAGCUCUCACCUUCAACCACUUCCACCUCUGCUGGGAUUCCGAACUUGGUGAGGUGGGUAAGGAGAGGGUUUGGAGAACAUAAUCCUCUGUCAGAUUUGGUUGAUCCUAUGCUGCUUCAAGAAGUUCAUGCUAAGAAGGACAUAGUAGCAGUAUUUCAAGUGGCACUUGCGUGCACUGAGGAAGAUCCGGAAGUUCGUCCAAGGAUGAAAACGGUGUCGGAAAAUCUUGAAAAGAUAGGUGUGUGAGAUCAUGAGUGUGUUCCUGUUAUUCCUAUGAAUAACAUCAUUCUUUUUCAAAGUGUAUAUAUAUAU